Molecule: messenger RNA, 1302 nt
Organism: Aspergillus chevalieri
Lineage: Eukaryota; Fungi; Ascomycota; Eurotiomycetes; Eurotiales; Aspergillaceae
Product: acyl-CoA dehydrogenase
Exons: 4
Coding region: 1-1302 (433 amino acids)
Biological process (GO): fatty acid beta-oxidation using acyl-CoA dehydrogenase; fatty-acyl-CoA biosynthetic process
Cellular component (GO): mitochondrial inner membrane
Molecular function (GO): glutaryl-CoA dehydrogenase activity; flavin adenine dinucleotide binding; fatty-acyl-CoA binding
Source: RefSeq, a predicted model, not a curated record
AUGAACCGAUUCAGCCUUCGCGCGGCGUCGCGCCACUUCCAAUCGGCGACUCGCCGUCCCACUCCUAUCGCACAGGGACUAGCUGCACGCAACACAUCGGUACGGGACUAUGCGACAUUUAACUGGGAGGAUCCACUGGUUGCGUCGGAGUUGUAUACAGAAGAGGAAUUGGCUAUUCAGGACACAGCGCGGCAAUAUUGCCAGGAGCGAUUGAUGCCCCGGGUGCUUGACGCCUACAGAAAGGAAGACUAUGACCGCAAAAUUCUCGAAGAAAUGGGCGAACUUGGCCUCCUGGGCGCGAACCUUCACGGAUACGACUGUGCGGGCGUGAGCACCGUCGCCUACGGAUUGAUCACCAAGGAAGUCGAGCGCGUGGACUCUGGUUACCGGUCUGGAAUGUCAGUUCAGGGAUCGCUGGCUAUGACUGGUAUCUACGAAUUCGGCAGCGAAGAACUGAAGCAGCGACUUUUGCCGGGUCUGGCCAAGGGCAAGCUGUCUGGGUGCUUUGGACUUACGGAGCCUAACCACGGCUCGGACCCUGGGUCGAUGGAGACUGUUGCCAGGGAACAUCCGACGCAGAAGGGCGUGUAUCUGCUGUCUGGGUCGAAGACGUGGAUCACCAACUCGCCCAUUGCGGAUGUGAUGCUGGUGUGGGCUAAGUUGCAGAGCACGGGGAAGAUUCGCGGGUUCGUGGUUGAGCGCAGCCGCUGCCCGCCUGGUACGCUGGAGACGCCUGCGAUUAAGAACAAGAGCGCCCUGCGUGCGUCGAUCACCGGUAUGAUCCAGAUGGACGAGUGCCCGGUUCCCGCAGAGAACAUGCUCCCCGACGUCGAGGGUCUCAAGGGUCCGUUUACGUGUCUCAACAGCGCCCGGUUGGGUAUUGCAUUUGGCGCGAUGGGUGCGCUGGAAGACUGCCUUGCUCGCGCACGGGAGUACUCGUUGGAGCGCAAGCAGUUCAAGGGCAACCCGUUGGCCAAGUACCAGCUGAUUCAGAAGAAGUUGGCGGAUGCGGCUACGGAUGCGGCGUAUGGGACAUUGGCUGCUACGCAGGUUGCGAGGUUGAAGGAUGAGAAGAAGAAUACGCCUGAGAUGAUUUCGAUGGUUAAGAGGCAGAAUUGUGAUCGGGCUUUGACUAAUGCGAGGGUACUGCAGGAGAUCCUGGGCGGCAAUGCGACGAGCGACGAGUACCAUAUUGCCCGCCAUGCAGCCAACCUGUUUGUGGUGCAGACGUAUGAGGGCCAGAGUGACAUUCACGCUCUGAUUCUCGGCCGUGCGAUCACCGGUGUCCAGGCGUUUGUUUAG